Ophidiomyces ophidiicola is the source of this 1812-nucleotide messenger RNA. It is a transcript of the gene RRP9, whose product is annotated as pre-rRNA processing protein. Gene Ontology annotation, molecular function: protein binding; snoRNA binding. The coding region runs from base 1 to 1812 and encodes 603 amino acids. NCBI's taxonomy places the organism in Eukaryota, Fungi, Ascomycota, Eurotiomycetes, Onygenales, Onygenaceae. Gene Ontology annotation, cellular component: small-subunit processome. The transcript has 2 exons. The record is from RefSeq and is a predicted model, not a curated record.
AUGUCAUCGUUUUUCACGCUGCCUGCGUCCCAGCGGAAACGCAAGCGGGAAGACCAACCUGCAGCUCCGGCUUCGAAAAAGCGAGGAGUCGUGGCUACGAAGACAAGCGCACGGUCGAACAGUAGACGACAGGAAACACAGCAGAGAGAGGAAUCUAUAUCCGGAAGCGAGACCGAUAGUGAUGAUGCGGUAGGGUCUGACCGGUUUGACGAGACUGAAGUCUCUGGCUCUGAGGAGGAAGAAACGGCUGCAGAGAGGCGACUCAAAUUGGCGGAGAGAUAUUUGGAGAAUAUAAGGGAGGAGAUCGACGAAGCUGGGUUUGAUGCCGCCGAAAUUGAUCGAGAUUUGAUUGCGGAAAGAUUAAAAGAGGAUGUUGACGAAUCUAAAGGGCGAACAUACCGACAGAUUGCCUCUCAGUUAUCCUUUGAAACAGCGUCUUAUUCAUAUUUUCGUGCAGAUACACAGAGCACUACAUCAGUUGCCAUUCACUCCCCAUAUGUUUACACCGUGUCGAAAGACAGGACCCUGAUAAAAUGGGAAUUGGCUCCUCCUUCUAUUCCCAUUCUGGAAUUGACCAGCACAAUAAGAACCACUAGACCCUCUCGGAAGAAACCGAAAAAGAUCAAAUCCGUUCGUGGUCUACAGUCCGUUGAUCCCGAACAGGAGUCUCAAGGGCACACUGGAAAUAUCCUCUCCGUUGCUGUUUCUCCCUCUGGGAAAUUUCUAGCGACAGGUGGCAUGGACAGAAAGAUUAUAAUAUGGGAUUCAGACACAUUAAUACCUCUCAAAACAUUUACCCAGCACCGAGACGCGGUAAGCCAGCUGGCAUUUACUCGACGUAUCUCGGCAGCCACUACUGGGGAACAAAUGUUCUCCGCAUCCUUCGAUCGUACAAUAAAAACGUGGUCACUCAGCCCGGGAUCUCAUGCUUACGUUGAGACUCUUUUCGGACAUCAAGACCAUGUCGUUUCGGUCUCUUCCAUGGCUACUGAUGAAUGCGUCAGCGUCGGCGCCCGCGACCGCACCGCCCGGUUAUGGAAGGUCGUUGACGAAACACAACUUGUUUUCCGCGGUGGUGCCUCCAAAGGCUGCGAAUACGCAGAGAACUCCAUAGACUGUGUAGCAGCUUUGUCCCCCGCACACUUUGUCACUGGCUCUGACGACGGCUCCAUCUCCCUAUGGUCGAUACAUAAAAAGAAACCAUUGUUCACUGUUCACCAGGCUCAUGGAGUUGACCCUGUUCCCAGACCUGAAGACGCGUCUUCUGAACGAGAUUUCACGGCCUCAACUCGUGCUACGAAAUAUAUGCGCCCAACGCCACGCUGGAUCACAGCGCUAGCAACCAUACCAGGCACAGAUGUCAUACUCAGCGGUAGCUGGGAUGGAUGGAUUCGCGCUUGGCAAGUUUCAGAAGAUAAAAGGAGACUAAUCCCCCUGGGCGGCGUUGGCGGAACCCAGUCAUUAACCAAUGACAUCGUCGACAUCCCAUCCGACCGCCCGCCAAAUAGCAUUUCAAAAAGGGUACCACCGUUGAACGGCAUAGUAAACGGCAUCGCUGUGUUUGAACGCCGAGCUCAAGAGCAUGGAAUAUCGUCAGCAUCUGUCGUCCGCCAAGACACUUUUAACUCUUCUCAGGCGCCCAGCAAUAUCCCACCUGGCGUCUGUAUAGUAGCUGCAUUAGGCAAGGAACUCCGGCUGGGACGAUGGAAGGUGUUUGGAUCCAAGGAUAGAAAAAGCAUUGGUGGCUCAAAUGCCGGGGGGAGGAAUGGUGCAGUGGUCUUUGAAGUCCCAUUUGUCUCCAUAACUCCUUGA